Messenger RNA from Phyllotreta striolata, 2737 nucleotides. NCBI's taxonomy places the organism in Eukaryota, Metazoa, Arthropoda, Insecta, Coleoptera, Chrysomelidae. The record is from the annotation of a GenBank genome assembly.
GUCUGGCUUUUGGAAAAAACUUCAUCGUUUUAUGUAAAUUAUUGAAACCAUCAAAAAAAGAAGAAAGUGACAUUGACAAUAACAACAUAACCUUACUUUUAAGUGCUGUUGACACGCAGUAUUUGAAUUCGAAAAAAUAAUAGAAAAUGUCUCGUUUAAUCGUGAAAAACCUUCCGAAAAAUGUAACGGAAGAAACGUUGAAAAACAUAUUUAGCCAAAAAGGGACAGUAACCGAUAUCCAAUUAAAAUACACUCCAGAUGGGAAAUUCAGGAAAUUCGGGUUUAUAGGAUACCAAAAUGAAGAGGAAGCUAAUGAAGCGAUUAAAUCUCUAAAUAAAACAUUCAUAAAUACCAGUAGAAUUACUGUGGAAAAUUGCAGUGCAUUAGGUGAUAAAGAUAAACCGAAAUCGUGGAGUAAAUAUGCGCCAGAUAGUGAAAUAAAUAAAAAAUCUAAAAAUAUUGCUAAUAAUAGUCAGGCAGAACCUGCGAAAGAAAUUAAAAUCAAAAAGAAACAAGAUGAAGCCGAGCAAUUAUUAAAAAAGUACAAAGAUGAUCCUCUAUUCGAAGAAUUUUUGCAAGUCAAUGCACCAACUGAAAUGGAAAAGCUCCAUAAACUAACUGAAAAUGUUGACGAAGAAAAAGAUGAUGUAGAAGAGGAAAAUAAAUCCGAUGGAGAGGAUGGUGAUGAUGAUGAAGAAAUUGAAGAUACCUCAAAAAUUGCAAAUGAACAAAUCUCGGAUUUAGAAUACAUGAAAAAGCUAAUAAAAGGCGAGAAAAAACCCAGAGAAAAAAUGCAAAAGAAAAUCAAAGAGAAGAUAAAAUUGUUCACACUGAAAUUACGCGAUUUACCUUAUAAUAUAAAGAAGAAAGAUAUUAAAGAUUUCUUCAAACCCCUAUCUUGUUACACGAUUAGAAUACCGAGGAACAUCCACGGAAUCGCUUAUGUAGGAUUUAAAGCGGAAAGAAUGGCAAACAAAGCAUUAAUAAAAAACCGUAGUUUUAUUAACGGUAAACAAAUUUCCGUAGUGAAAUACACAAACGAAAACGACAACAAAACAAACAAUAAUUCCGAAGAAACAAACACUUUCAAAAGCAAAUGGCGCAAUCAAGAAGAAUCAUUAAAAAACGAAGAGAGCAUAGGCGAAUCCGGUAGAAUAUUCUUAAGAAAUUUAGCUUACACCACCACCGAAGAAGACAUCGAGAAAUUGUUUAAUAAAUACGGUCCAUUAACCGAAGUAAAUCUACCGAUCGAUUCGGCUACGAAAAAAUUAAAAGGCUUCGGGACCAUUACAUUUCUAAUGCCCGAGCACGCCGUAAAAGCGUAUUGCGAAUUGGACGGUACAAUUUUACACGGUAGAAUGCUCCAUUUACUACCCGGCAAAUCCAAGGACUCCAACGAAGAGAAUUUAGAAGACUCGUCGAAUUUCAAGAAGAAGAAAUGGGCACAGCAAAAGGCCCAAGCCGGUUCUGCGCACAACUGGAACUCCUUGUUUUUGGAUCACAACGCCGUUGCCGGAGUGAUCGCCGAUAGUUUCGGUACAACUAAAGAGGCCGUUGUGGGGCCCGAUGGGACGGGAAGCGCCGCCGUUCGAUUGGCCCUCGGCGAAACCCAAAUAGCCGCCCAAACUAGGAAGUAUUUGGAAGAACACGGUGUGGUUUUGGACGCGUUUAAUUCGGAGUCGAAAAAGAAAUCGAAAACGGUGAUAUUAGUGAAGAAUUUACCGUCCAAAACGGAAGCGAAAGAAAUUAGAGAAGUGUUUCAGAAACACGGCGAUGUAGGAAGAGUUAUUUUACCUCCUAGUGGGAUAACCGCUGUUGUUGAAUUUUUGGAACCUUCCGAAGCCAGGAAAGCGUUCGUUCGAUUAGCGUAUACAAAAUUUAAAAAUAUGCCAUUGUACCUGGAAUGGGCACCUGACAAUAGUCUGCAAGAUUCGCAAAAAUCUACACCAAAAACCGAAGAUGAACCGAUAAAUAACGAACAAAUAAACGAAGAAAUCAAUGAUGAUGAAAAUUCGGAAUCUGAUACAGAACCCGAACCGGAAACCACGCUGUUCGUUAAAAAUUUGAACUUCAAAACGACCGAUGAAGGUUUAAGAAAACAUUUCGAAGGUUGCGGGAAGAUUCGUUACGCGACAGUGGCCACUAAAAAAGACGCCAAAGAUCCCAACAAUCCGCUUUCUUUGGGCUACGGAUUCGUCCAAUUCAUUUACAAAGCCAGCGCCGAUAAGGCGUUGAAAACUCUACAGCAGAGCGUUCUAGAUGACAAAUCGCUGGAAUUGAAGAGAUCCGAGCGAACUAUGAAAAACGACGUGCAGAGCACUAGAAAAACGGUGAAAUUAAAGAAACAAACCGGAUCGAAAAUACUCGUUAGAAACAUCGCCUUCCAGGCUAAAAAGGCUGAAGUUGAAGCGCUUUUUACUACAUUCGGAGAAAUACGAGCUCUAAGAUUGCCGAAGAAAAUGGGAUCCGGCUUAGACAAUCAUCGGGGGUUCGCGUUUGUCGAAUAUACAACUUCAUCCGAUGCAAAGGCUGCUUUCGAAGCUCUAUCGCAAAGUACUCACUUGUACGGUAGAAGAUUGGUGCUGGAAUGGGCGGCCUCCGAAGAAGGAGUAGAGGACAUCCGAAAACGGACUGCGAACCAUUUCAAACCCGAAGAGGAACCCGCCAAGCGAUCGAAAAAGGGCGUUUUUACUAUGGAUUAGUUGUUAAGCGUUAAAAAUCUUAUUACAUACUUCAA